UUGAUAAGUAUAUACACCCGCUGCUUCACACAUCGGUCACAGUUAGGACAGGAACAAGAGCACAGAGCAGAAUGGAGACUGGACAGAAUGUAUAUGUCAAUUCUGGCCAUACUACUGAAAAUAAAUUUGAUAAUCAGGAUAGUAAGUCAUUUUCUAGCAGUAAUGUAUAUGAAGGCAUGAGCGUGGAUGAAGAUGACCGGGGCACUUAUAACACCAGAAGAUACCUAGGACGUAUCACUGUAUGGAGCAGAUGUUACAGACUGACUGCAGUGUGUGUGCUUCUGCUGUGUAUUCUCUUACUCACUGCCGUCACAGUGCUGUUCAUCAAAUACAACAACCUGACUCUAGAGAGAGACCAGUUACAGUCCAGUUACAACAACCUGACUCUAGAGAGAGACCAGUUACAGACCAGUUACAACAAUCUGACUCUAGAGAGAGACCAGUUACAGACCAGUUACAGCAACCUGACCAUAGAGAGAAACCAGGUAGAGACCAAUUACAACAACCUGAUUAUAGAGAGAGACCAGUUACAGACCAGUUACAACAACCUGACCAUAGAGAGAGACCAGUUACAGACCAGUUACAGCAACCUGACCAUAGAGAAAGACCAGUUACAGACCAGUUACAACAACCUAACAAUCGAGAGAGACCAGUUACAGACCAGUUACAACAACCUAAUAAUAGAGAGAGACCAGUUACAGACCAGUGACAACAAUCUGACUCUAGAGAGAGACCAGUUACAGUCCACUAAUUAUGACCUGAAUAGAAAGAAAGAUCAACAAGAAGCCAAACUAAAGGAACUGAUAAAAGAUAUGAUCACUUUACAAGCCAGUUAUAACAACACAAUUAACAAGAGUAGUCAGUUACAGAUGGAAAAAGACACUAUUGAGAAGAAAUUGGCUGCUAUAGAUUCACAUACCAAAUUGGGAUGGAGAUAUUUCAAAUCCAGGUUUUACUACAUCUCUGCUGCGAAAAAAACCUGGAGUGAAAGCAGACAGGACUGCAGAAAAAGAGGAGCAGACCUGGCCAUCAUAAACACCAGCGAGAAACGGGACUUUAUCGUUAACCUGCUGAGCAACAAGGAGGCAUGGAUUGGUCUGAGUGACAGAGACAGAGAGGGGGUGUGGAAAUGGGUGGACGGUUCACCACUGACCACUAGGUUCUGGUGUCAAGGGGAACCGAAUAAUGCAGGGGACGAGGACUGUGUGGAGACUGGCUCUCCCAGUAGGAACUGCUGGAAUGAUCAGCCCUGCCAAUCUCAAUUAAUAUGGAUCUGUGAUAAAAGCUUGCAGUAAUGAGUUUAAAGCACAGGGAUAUGAUCAAAUGUUCCCGCAAGCUCAGGCAGCAUGUACUGAGCAGUUAUAACUUUUUGUAAUUCUAUUACCUGGUGAUAAAGGAAAUGUAUAAUACAUGUUCAUUAUUAUUAGUAGAUUUAUUGAGUUAUAUAUCAGUGUAUUUAUAUCUAAAUAGAUUAAAAGCUUGCAAACAAAGAAUUAAUGAUAAAGAAUAAAGAAUCAAUCAAUAAAGGAUCAAUGUACUGUACUAAUCAAUGAUUUGCUUACAAAUAUUACUGCAGAUCAUGAGAUGUAUAUUAACAAUGAAUCAAUAUGCAUCUAGUGUAUCCCUGUUAAUUGACAAAAUAAAGUAUUUUUUGCUUGUCCUGUA
Tachysurus fulvidraco (yellow catfish) is the source of this 1665-nucleotide messenger RNA. RefSeq names its product C-type lectin domain family 4 member M-like. Lineage: Eukaryota; Metazoa; Chordata; Actinopteri; Siluriformes; Bagridae. Bases 72 to 1295 code for a protein of 407 amino acids. The transcript has 5 exons. The record is from RefSeq and is a predicted model, not a curated record.